ACAUUUGUACUGACGAAAAGUGAAAAUAAAACAAAAAAGCUUUUCAGAUCAGACAAAACAAAAAAACUUGGUAAAAGGAAAUGAAAAAGUCAGCUGACCAAGCAGCAACAAACCAUUUAGAAUGACUCCCAAAAAUAUCGACGACCCUGUGGACGCCAAUUCCUCCACGAAGGCAGACGAGUCUGAUCUGCAAGAAGUAGAGGAUGUUAACGAGAGCCUCGAUGAGUUGACUCGAGCUUUGGACUUUUUUGAACAACGAACUGACGACAUCAUUGCACAGCUUAAGGUAUUGCUCGAUUCUAAUCGAGAGAUUCGACAGCAAAUAGCCCAAGAUAAAGAAAAAGAUACUAUAGCGGCUUUGGCAGCUGUUAAUCUCAUUAAUAAAGCUGAGAAUGUCAUUGCAGACGAGAAAACCAAUACCGCAGACUAAGAGUCCCUGAAUCAACUGACGAAUGAAAUGUUAUACAUACAAAAGUAUUAGAGGCGUGAAAUCCUUGCUUAUAUUUUUUUGCUUUUGUUUAAUUAAUUAACUUAAAUUUAUUCGUGUAAUCAAUAAUAGAAUCAGUACAAAGCAUA
Messenger RNA from Rhagoletis zephyria (snowberry fruit fly), 576 nucleotides. RefSeq names its product UPF0184 protein CG14818. The record is from RefSeq and is a predicted model, not a curated record. Lineage: Eukaryota; Metazoa; Arthropoda; Insecta; Diptera; Tephritidae.